UACCAUGAGGUCCAUCCAUUCGGUUUUUCAGAUAUUGGAGGGUAUUUAUUUAAUUAUCGACCUCUUUAUACCUACAGCAGUGCCUUUAGUCAUGUUUAUAGUAUGAUUAAAUCUCAUAAACCUGUUCUGCUUUAGCUCUGUCGUUAGCAUUGUAAGCUAACAGUUUCCUGACCUGGAAGAUGACCACAGACCAGCACCUGGACCCGAGACACGAAGAUUAGAAGAUUAAGAGUUGUUAAAUCACCAGUCAUGAAUGGAGAAGAGGACGAUCCGUUUCCUGUUGAUGUCUGUCUAUUCUCCGACACCUUUUCUCAGGACAUUGUGUAUAAUUUAUUCGGUCAGGAGUUGAAGAUAAAACAGGUGUUUGGUGCCAACAUCGGCGUGGCUGCACCGGUCUGGGAAGCAGCCUUAUUUCUGUGUAGUUACUUGGAGGAGCAGUCGGUGGAGCUGAGAGGGAAGCGCAUCAUAGAACUGGGAUCAGGAACAGGACUGGUCGGCAUCAUGGCAGCACGUCUGGGUGCAACUGUGACUCUUACAGACCUCCCUGUGGCUCUCCCACAACUCCAGGCCAAUGUCUCUGCGAACAUGCCCUCCAGUGGCUGGCCCUGUGCCUCUCCCACCGUGCUGCCUCUGUGCUGGGGUGAAGACCACAUGAACUUCCCCUCUGACUGGGAUCUGGUGCUUUGUGCAGAUAUAAUUUACCUCAGAGAGACUUACCCACUGCUGGUGGAGACACUCGCUCACUUGUGCCACAGUGGAUCUGUGGUGUAUCUGUCAUCCAAAAUGCGAAGAGAGCACGAAACUCAGACUUUUUAUGAAGAAUGUCUGCCCAGCAGGUUUACAGUGAAGCUUGUGCAACAUGAUGAAAAGCAAAACAUUAAUAUCUACCAGGCAUCACUAAGGACAGACCAGUGACUGCAGGCCUUUACUAUACUUUUACUGUGAGAUUCAAAGAUAAAACAGUCCUUUCUCACUUAAUUUGAUGAUAUGCACAACAUACUCAGCGUUUUGUUUUGUUUUUGUUUACUUUUAGCUGUAACAUUUCAUCAAGCAUGUGUUAAAAUUGUUUCUCUAUGCAUCUAAUCAAGUGCUUACUCUGUCAUGAGUUUUGUUUGUACCAAGGGUUUCAGUCAUAAAUUAUUCGUAUGAAAGGUCAGUUAAGGUCACGUUUGUAAACAUGCAUUAUUGAUUUUGAUGAUUGUCAGUUGUAUAUAUCCUAAUGUCUCACUGCAUCUGAAAUACUGUUUUUACAAUUUCUAAUCUAUGCACAGCACUAAAAAGGGGCCUUCCGUCUUCAUGUGUUUAUGUUGUAAAGUUUCUAUUUAUGUUGAUGUGAAACAUAAAAAAAACCUU
Messenger RNA from Sphaeramia orbicularis (orbiculate cardinalfish), 1353 nucleotides. RefSeq names its product EEF1A lysine methyltransferase 3. The transcript has 3 exons. The record is from RefSeq and is a predicted model, not a curated record. NCBI's taxonomy places the organism in Eukaryota, Metazoa, Chordata, Actinopteri, Kurtiformes, Apogonidae. The coding region runs from base 250 to 915 and encodes 221 amino acids. Gene Ontology annotation, cellular component: protein-containing complex; cytosol.